Molecule: messenger RNA, 1485 nt
Organism: Cladophialophora immunda
Lineage: Eukaryota; Fungi; Ascomycota; Eurotiomycetes; Chaetothyriales; Herpotrichiellaceae
Exons: 2
Coding region: 1-1485 (494 amino acids)
Source: RefSeq, a predicted model, not a curated record
AUGCCAAUAUACAGGCGGGGCGGUGAGCAAGUAGUGGCUACCUCGCACGAAGGAGGAGUCAUACGGAUAUGGAAGGGUGACGUGCUCGCGGUCUGUGUCACACUACCUCCAUCGUGCGCCGAACCGAACUGCAUAGCGCUCGACGACGUCAACUGCUAUGUAGGGUUCUCGGAGGGGCGCAUCUUGGCCCUGGAGUACGGCCCGAUGGAGUGCGACACCAACACCCUUGUUUUCUGGGGACCGAAGAACUUCUGUGACGGAUCCGUCGUCGAUCUGUCCAUAUUCCAGGAUCGCCUGAUCGCUUAUACCUCCUCAGCGGACAUUACUAUCAGCGAACUCUCACGACGGGGCGACCCAUUUGCCUCAGGGGCUUUCUUAAAGCUCAGCGGGCCCAAGACUUCAGAUUUGGGUGGCCACAAUGCCUGCCUCCGGCUGUCCUAUGUCCGCGUGGUGGAUUUGGAUGGCACGGCGUACCUAAUGGCCAUUCACGUCGACGUAACUGGGAAUCUAUACGUAUUCGGUACCGAGUGGCCAUGCGAAGCUCUGACAGGCGGCAGCUGCUCCUUCCCACAGACGGAUGAAGCUGGCCGCCUCCGAUGCCACUGGCGGAAUCUUCCAACCCUUCUGGACCCGGACGACGACAGCCGGUGGAUGGAAGCGUAUGCUUGGGCAGCUGGUGGAAGAUUUGAAUUGUUGAACAAUAUCAAUAACGUGCUGGACAUCAGCCACGACGGUGUGGUUGUGAUUCGUUCCCAGACUGGAGGAUGGAUAGUACAUCUCCUUACGUGGCAGGUCGAACAGUACGAUGACAUCGUCGAUGAACAGAAACAAUCCAUUUCUAGACCGUGCCCUCCUGCGUGUGUUCUGACAUGCGAGCGCACAGCACCAGGUCGUCAGUACGGAUACGUGGAUCCGGAGAAGCCCCGUCCACGCCAUCAGACGACGGAGAUCGGCGACGCGAUGGAAAUCGGUGCGAGAUUGCCUUUCAAGGACUCUCCAAUGGGCAGCCUCCCUCCUGAGAUCUUGUUACUGAUCAGCGGCGAGCUGACAGUUCUAGAUCGCAUCUCGUUUAGCUUGACUAGCCGAGGUCUCCUCGAUAUAUUGAGUGCGAGCAUCCAGGACCGCGUAUCUUGUCCCAUCCGGCCGGCGUCGUUUGUAUCGACCAUCCAAUACCCCCUAAGUGCGUUGUCGAGGUAUGAGGUGUUGCAGCGCCGAUGGGUGAUCGAGGGAGGUGGCGGGUACCUCAAGCACAUAACACUCUCUGCCCCACGCCGACCACCUCCAGAACUACGCUACUCAUUCCGGGGAGCCGUUGACUUUGACGGAAGACGCCCUGACGGAAGACGCCCUGACGAAAGAGACCUUGACGAAAGGGACUUCGCCGAUUUGUGGGAUCGGAUCAGGCAAAUGACACGCCUGACAGCUCUAGAGUCAGUGUUCAUCGUAACCCCUACCCUCCAUUCCGUGAUGAAAAUGAUCAACUGA